Messenger RNA from Naumovozyma dairenensis CBS 421, 1254 nucleotides. It is a transcript of the gene ABF1, whose product is annotated as DNA-binding protein ABF1. NCBI's taxonomy places the organism in Eukaryota, Fungi, Ascomycota, Saccharomycetes, Saccharomycetales, Saccharomycetaceae. The record is from RefSeq and is a predicted model, not a curated record. The transcript has a single exon. Gene Ontology annotation, molecular function: DNA binding. Gene Ontology annotation, biological process: chromatin remodeling. The coding region runs from base 1 to 1254 and encodes 417 amino acids. Gene Ontology annotation, cellular component: nucleus.
AUGGUACAACACUUAUACGAAUAUAAACAUGCAAUAAUUAACAAAUCUCUCGACUCCAAAAAGGGGAAAAAUCCAAACGCUCGAUCAUUCAAGAAUUUGAAAGAUUGGUAUUCUGCAUUGAAUGAUUAUGAAUUCCAAUCUAGAUGUCCUAUUGUUUUGAAAAAUUCUCAUGAGGAUAGAUAUUAUACUUUUAUCUGUAGUAGGAAACAUUGCCCCUUCAAGAUUAUUUUGGCUGCUUAUAUUGGUGAGAGAAGAAGGAAGAGGGAAAAAGAAAUACGGAACGAUAGGGGAGAAAGACAGAGAAAUGGUGAAGAUGAUUUUGAAGAUGCUAUUGAUGCAGCUAUUGCGUCUGUAAGGGAUCCUACUGAGAAAAACUAUUUUGAUUCUGAUUCCGAUUCCGAUUCACAUCCCGAGUUUUCAUCCAGUAAUGAUGAUGAUGAUGAUGAUGUAUAUGGAGAUGAAGAUGGACAAAGUGCUCUGAAAUCAUAUUAUAUGGUUAAUUCAAUUGAACCAUUCCAUAACCAUCCAUUGGAUAAUAAUAUGACUUUAAGAAAAUUUGUUCUAACUAAAAUAUCAAAAAUAUUACAAUACGAUUUGAAUUUUGACGCAUUUUUACAAAAAUAUUAUAAGAAUGAGGAAGAUAUUGAUGAUGCAUUAGAUCAGUUCAGUAUCUCCUCAUAUGUGGAAACAUCAGGCUUGUUGAAUAUAUUAAAAGAUAGAUAUGGGAUGUCGAGUUUUGAAUUGGAUAAGAAAAUGAUUUCAGAAAUUGGUGUCCGUGUAGCCGGUUAUAAAUCUCGAUUUCUUAGUAAAUGGAAAAAGGAACUUCAAUUGAGAAGGAAAGAAGAAGAAAAUGGAUACAUAGAUGAUUCAGACCUCGAAACCAUGAACAACGCUGUGAAAGAUUCCGAAGAAGAAACAGAUAGGCGCCAACGCAAAAGAAGGAAAAUAAAGAGGAAAGUCACUGGUGAAGAAUCAACGCUAGGUCAAGAAAAGACUAGUAUCUUUUUGUUAAAACCAUCGAAUGCAGAUGAAACAUCUAUUCUAUCUGUAGAUGACACAUCAUUGCUUGAACAGAAUAAACAAUUACAAAAAAUAAUUAUCAAAAAUAGUACCGAAAAUGAUAGUGACGAUCCCAACAAAUCCGCAGAAAAGAGUACUGAUUUCAAUGAGACGUUAAAAAUACUAUCUUACCAUUUAAAAAGAUCCAGAAAAACUUCCAAUAGAAAUGAACGUAGUAAUGGUGGACUUAUUUAA